This is a messenger RNA of Leptopilina heterotoma, 1878 nucleotides long. Its product is annotated as post-GPI attachment to proteins factor 2-like. Lineage: Eukaryota; Metazoa; Arthropoda; Insecta; Hymenoptera; Figitidae. Gene Ontology annotation, cellular component: endoplasmic reticulum membrane; Golgi membrane. The transcript is spliced from 5 exons. The record is from RefSeq and is a predicted model, not a curated record. The coding region runs from base 478 to 1242 and encodes 254 amino acids. Gene Ontology annotation, biological process: GPI anchor biosynthetic process.
GAAAACGCGCUCGAAAGAACACACCUCAUUUUUAUAUGCAGGUGACAAGAGGAUGAUAAACACUAUAUUUAUUUGCCUUAUCAAUGUAAAUUGUACAUGUUUUUAAUUAAUUUUUAACACAUGGAAGUUGUUGCGAAACAAUAAAGUGAUUAUCGGAAAUUUCGUAAACAUGUGAGGUUAGCUUGUCGGUGUGCUUCUUGUUCUCUUCGUUUGGAUAUAGAAAAAAAGCACUCGUGUAGUGGCUGUCUUUGCGCAUUGCCGUGUGCCGAGGAAUCAACACUGCAUUUAUUCGCCUGGAGUGAAAAAUGCGAGAACUAAAGGAAACUGCUCAUUAGCAAAGUUUUUAAUUAGAAAAUGCAAUUUCCUGGCCAAGAGGAAAAUAGAAUAAGAUUUAUGAUUUAAGUAGCAGUCGAGUCAAAAAAAAAGAAAAGAAAAAGGGGGAAAAUAAAAACAGUGAUAAAAUACUUUGAAAACAGAAUGGAGUUAAAUAAUAUAGGGAACAAUAAAAGUUCCAUUUAUCUAGUGAUACCAUUUAAGAAGCUUUGUCUGGCCACUGUUGCACUACCUCUCGUGAGUUUACUCAUUUGUUUCGUUACAGCGUAUAUAUUUCAACAAGAUGAUAUUCACGAAACACAUUGUCGGGUUUAUAAUGUUCUUCCGUCGAUCUCAGCCAUCACGGGCGUUUCACCUCAGAGGUAUUUGUGGCGAAUUAGCAUAGCUUUACACAUUGGACCACGACUUGUAAUUGCAAGCGUUUAUUACUCUUAUUAUCGAAAAGUACUUCAAACCCUUGACGAUGUUUCUGUGAAGCUCGUUUCCUGCAGACUUUUGAAUGUAUGCUACUGGCUCAAUAUUACCGAAGUUGCCGCUCUCAGCGGCGUUACUUAUAUUUCAAAUGCGGAAAAUUAUGCGGUCCACGAGAAAAUCUUUAUAAUGUUUAUGAUCAGUUCACUGACGUAUAUGUUGACGGCUGUGAGAUUGGGCCGUUUAAUCACACCAAAUGCACAAAGUCUUCAGUACAAACAAGGCCUGUUUAUAACGAGUCUCAUAAGCACUGCGGGCCUUAUUAUCUUCUUUCUGAAGCAUCGACUUUUAUGCCACGAUUUGGCAUUUAGCUGGUUCUCAUUUUGCGAAUACGUGAUAGCUUGCGCAAACAUGGGAUUUCAUAUAUGCGUGGUCUUAGAUUUUCCACACGAGCAACUUGUCGUGGGAAAUGGUCUACCCGCAACGAAGCGAGAUUAACAAAAAAACUUAGGACUAUAAAAACAAAAACAGAAAGAAAAAAACAAAAAUAAUAAUAAAUUAAUUAAAAUAAAAAAUAACGUUCGUUUUCCAAGUGCCUCUUGCCUGCUGGGAAUUCUUCAUCUUUUAAUCAUUGACAACUACCUCUUCUUAAAAAAAAGUGAAAACUUAAAUUAAAAUUCAAUUUUUCCCUUGAUGUUUGGUUUUUUAAGCUCAAAAUUAAAAAAAAUAUUUAGAUUUCCAUGGCUUGACACUAGGCACUGGAAAUGUAUUAAGGCCUUUCAUAAUUUUAUCUAUUUAAUUAAUAAUAUAUUGAUUAUUAAAAAAAAUUGUAGUAACACUAGUAAAGAAGUAUCGCACUUCAAAAAACUGAGAGAGAAAAAAAAGAAAAAUAACGGAAACAUUUUGGGGAAAGAAAUUUCCUUUUUAAAGAAUUAAAAAAAAAAAAAUUACGGAAGACUGUUUGGUGUAAAUGGUAAAUGACGCUUGAAUAUUUUUUGUUGUGAUUUUUCAUUUAUUUAGCAUUAUUAUUCCGUUGUCGUGAAUCCAAAUUUUUACGAAUUAGUUUUGUUCUAUCUUUUUUUAUUUUCUAUUUUUUUUUAUAGAAAAACUAGUCGUAUUUUGAAAAUCUUCUUU